AUGUCUUUACCGCAGCGACCCGACGAGGCAUCGCCGCCGCGACGGGGCGAGCGGCGACAUGCACACCGAGACUCGCACCACCGUAGAAGGAGGACUUCGGACUUGGAGAACACGCGAUCGCACGAUCGCUCUAAUAGCAAGAGCGGCACCCAAGCCUACGCACGCGCGCUCCCCUCACCCGGCACUCCUGUGCCUAUGGAGCGCGAUCCCAUCAUGCGAGGGCAACCCACCUCUUCGGGGCCUGAGCUAGGCAGGAAGCGCAGUCUUAUCCGCCCUGAGCGCCAGCGAAUGGAUCCAAGCCAUCCCAACUAUCACUACAGCAGACAUGCUCAGCGCAUGGACGUCCACCCAUCGACGACAGGCAACGACCCCAUCAUGGAGGACCACUUAGAAGCUGAGACGGUGAGCUCAGACAGUACCGACAUCAAGCCUCCACACAUGCGAAAUGCCUCAGGCGGAGGCUACAACGACAAGCAGGCUCCGUUGGACGACGGAGAGCCCCAGAUACAACGCAAAUUGACACGGAGCAAGACAAUGGAGGCGCGCGAGAAGCAGCGCCAGAAGGAGCAGGAUAAGCUACGGCCACCUAGCCUGUGGAACGUCUACUGCGCCAUUGUCACCUUUUGGUGUCCGAACGCUAUCCUCAAGUGCUUUGGAAAGCCACAGAAGGCACAGCAGCGAGCAUGGAGGGAGAAAGUCGGACUAGUUAGCAUCAUCAUGCUAAUUUGCACAUUCGUUGGAUACCUUACGUUCGGUUUUACGGAAACUGUCUGCCCUUCUGGCGGCAACGCUCGCCUCAGGACGAACGAAGUCGGAAACGGAUACCUGAUUAUUCACGGCAAAGCCUACGACCUCGCCCAGUCCAAGCACCCUCGGGCCCGCGGCAUUCCCGAAGACGCCAAUGUUCUUUUUGAUCUUCCUGAGAAGAAUGGUGGCAAAGAUGCUAGCAUGUUGUUUCAGAAUGUCAAUGGAGCCUGCAAGGGACUCAUCACCGAAAAGGACAACUCUGGCAUUCCGACAACCGGUAACGGAGAUCUGGGUUGGUAUUUCCCGUGCCGGCUGUUCAACCAGGACGGGUCGUCUAAGCCCAACAACACUUUCUUGGAGUAUAAUGGUUACCAGUGCCAUACUUCGGACAGGGCUCGCAGGGGCUUCUACAGCCUCCGGAAUGCUGGCGACGUGUACUUCACCUGGGACGACAUUCGCAACAGCUCCAGAAACCUAAUGGUAUGGGGUGGUGAUGUGUUGGACCUCAACUUGCUCGACUGGUUCAACCGAACUCAGGUCAACAUUCCACCCAUCUUCGAUGAGAUCCGUCAAAAUCCUGCUGUUCGCGGUGUGGACGUCACCCGUGCGUACUCUUCUAGCUAUGAGAAGCAGGUAGCCCGUUGCUUCACCGAAACCAUCAAAGUCGGCUCUAUCGACACGGAGAGCAUCGGCUGCAUUGCUUCCAAGGUCGUGCUCUACGUUUCGCUUGUUUUUAUUCUGGCUGUUGUGAUGGCCAAGUUCGUCCUUGCCUUGAUCUUCCAGUGGUUCAUUAGCAAGAAAUUUGCUGCUACCAAUACGUCUAUUAGUCCAGCAGACUCCAAGCAGCGAAAGCAGCAGAUCGAAGAGUGGAGUGACGACAUAUAUCGCCCGCCGCCAAAGCUCAUGGACCCAUCCUCUGGCUCUGACCGCAGCAACAAGCGUGGUAGUACCUUCCUGCCGCAGACAUCAAGGUUUACCAGCCCCUACGCAGUCGACAAGAACGCAAAGACCCGCGCUCCACCAACAACUAUGACAAGCCAGAGUACGGCAUCUCGCGUCCUCGGAUCGAACAGUGGUAUGUACAAGCAACUGAAUGCUAGUCAUGGCACUCUGCCUAUGGACGGAAAGCACAAUGCGCAGUUCUCGGUACAAGAGUCUCGAUCUAGUCUACUUCUUUCUGGUAACACCGAAACCAACCGCUACUCGAGUGUUGAAGGCUCCGGACCGUCAGGUUUCACGCAUGAAGCAGUUGUACCUCAGCCGCCUCCAGAAUGGCAGCCUUUCGGAUACCCACUGGCCCAUACCAUCUGUCUUGUUACUGCGUACUCUGAAGGCCCAGAGGGUCUGCGAACUACACUCGACUCUAUCGCAACUACAGACUACCCAAAUAGCCACAAGUUGAUUCUCAUCAUUUGCGACGGUAUGAUCAAGGGUCACGGAGAAGAUUUGACAACGCCAGAGGUCUGUCUUGGUAUGAUGAAAGAUCACGCGGUAUUGCCCCACGAGGUUCAGGCGCACUCGUACGUUGCAGUCGCUAGUGGUUCGAAACGACACAACAUGGCCAAGAUCUACUCUGGUUUCUACGACUAUGGCGAGACAACCCGUAUUCCUGUCGAGAAGCAGCAACGUGUUCCCGUGAUGCUAGUCGUCAAGUGUGGAACACCCGAUGAGGCCAAAAAAUCGAAACCCGGCAAUCGUGGAAAGCGAGACAGUCAGAUCAUCCUCAUGUCGUUCCUGCAAAAGGUCAUGUUUGACGAGCGUAUGACGGAGCUUGAGUUUGAAAUGUUCAACGGUAUCUGGAAGAUUACUGGCAUUUCUCCCGAUUUCUAUGAGAUAGUACUCAUGGUGGACGCCGACACAAAGGUUUUCCCUGAUAGCUUGACGCACAUGAUCUCAGCCAUGGUAAAAGACCCAGAUAUCAUGGGACUCUGCGGCGAAACGAAGAUUGCCAAUAAGCGGGAUUCGUGGGUCUCCAUGAUCCAGGUGUUUGAGUACUUCAUCUCCCAUCACUUGGCAAAGUCGUUCGAGUCCGUCUUCGGUGGUGUUACUUGUCUGCCGGGUUGUUUCUGCAUGUACCGCAUCAAGGCUCCCAAGGGUGGUCAGAACUACUGGGUCCCGAUCUUGGCUAACCCUGAUGUUGUUGAACACUAUUCGGAGAACGUGGUGGAUACGUUGCACAAGAAGAAUUUGCUACUACUGGGUGAGGAUCGAUACCUGUCGACGCUGAUGCUCAAGACGUUCCCCAAGCGGAAACAGGUUUUUGUGCCGCAAGCCGUUUGCAAAACCACUGUACCGGACGAGUUCAAAGUUUUGCUGUCACAACGCAGACGAUGGAUUAAUAGUACGGUCCACAACCUGAUGGAGCUUGUGCUAGUGCGAGAUCUGUGUGGCACCUUCUGCUUCAGCAUGCAGUUUGUUGUGUUCAUCGAAUUGAUCGGAACUCUGGUCCUCCCAGCCGCUAUUGCCUUCACAUUCUACCUAAUCGCCAUCGCUAUCAAAGCCGCCAUUCUGCACACAGAAGCUCCUGUCAUACCUCUUAUUCUUUUAGCGCUCAUCCUUGGUUUGCCCGCGGUCCUCAUCAUCGUAACGGCUCAUCGAUGGUCUUACGUCGCUUGGAUGUUCGUCUAUCUGCUGUCACUGCCUGUUUGGAAUUUUGUGCUUCCGACGUACGCGUUCUGGAAGUUUGACGACUUCAGUUGGGGAGAUACUCGGAAGACGGCAGGCGAAAAGACGAAGAAGGCAGGUUUGGAGUAUGAGGGUGAAUUCGACAGCAGUAAAAUUACGAUGCGCAGGUGGCACGAUUUUGAAGCAGAACGGAGACUGAAGACACCAGCGGCGACAUCGGCUGGCGGAUGGCCACAGCAGCAACAGCAGCAGGGGUACGAUCAGUAUUAUGAUAAUUAG
Alternaria atra is the source of this 3651-nucleotide messenger RNA. RefSeq lists its product as uncharacterized. NCBI's taxonomy places the organism in Eukaryota, Fungi, Ascomycota, Dothideomycetes, Pleosporales, Pleosporaceae. Gene Ontology annotation, molecular function: chitin synthase activity. The record is from RefSeq and is a predicted model, not a curated record. Gene Ontology annotation, cellular component: cell periphery; cell septum. The transcript has 4 exons. The coding region runs from base 1 to 3651 and encodes 1216 amino acids.